Molecule: messenger RNA, 336 nt
Organism: Macrosiphum euphorbiae (potato aphid)
Lineage: Eukaryota; Metazoa; Arthropoda; Insecta; Hemiptera; Aphididae
Source: the annotation of a GenBank genome assembly
AUGGAAGAAGAUGAAGUUUUGGAAGAAGAUGACACAAAUACAUUAAAACGAUUUGAAAAACGAUUAGAGCAAAUUUUGCAAAUUAAAAAUUCUGUUUUUACUCAAGUAACACACAACAUAAAAAAAAGUCAAGAAAAGCAAAAGAAAGCGUAUGACACACGUCAUUCUAAUAAACUAGUUUUUAAAAUUGGUAGCUUAGUAUUGCUACGUAAUUGUCUCAGAGAUGAUCGAAAAGGUGGCUGGUCUAAAGCCCCUUUUACAGGACCUUGCACAAUUUUAAAAAUUCAAAAAAAACAACAACUGUAUUUUAAAAACAAUGAAAGGAAAAUUAAUUAA